Messenger RNA from Callorhinus ursinus (northern fur seal), 1707 nucleotides. RefSeq names its product phosphatidylinositol glycan anchor biosynthesis class Z (gene PIGZ). NCBI's taxonomy places the organism in Eukaryota, Metazoa, Chordata, Mammalia, Carnivora, Otariidae. Gene Ontology annotation, biological process: GPI anchor biosynthetic process. Gene Ontology annotation, molecular function: alpha-1,2-mannosyltransferase activity. Gene Ontology annotation, cellular component: endoplasmic reticulum membrane. The record is from RefSeq and is a predicted model, not a curated record.
AUGCAGCAGUUUGAUCUGAAGAUGGCACUCCGGGCGCUGUGGGGCAGCCUCAGCCUGCUCCGCCUGGUGUGGUGCCUCCUGCCACAGACAGGCUACGUGCACCCAGAUGAGUUCUUCCAAUCACCUGAGGUCAUGGCAGAGGACAUCCUGGGCAUCGAAGCUGCACGGCCUUGGGAAUUCCACCCCAGCAGCUCCUGCCGCACGGUGCUCUUCCCACUGCUGACCUCCGGCUCCACCUUCUGGCUGCUCAGGCUCUGGGAACAGUGGGGACCGUGGCCGGGCCCAGUGAGUGGCUACGUGCUGCUGGUGGGGCCCCGACUCCUCCUCACUGCCCUCUCCUUCGCCCUGGACUUGGCCGUGUACCGCCUGGCCCCGCUGUGGGGGGCGGAGCGCUGGAACGCCCUGGUCCUGCUGUCUGGCUCCUACGUCACCCUGGUCUUCUACACGAGGACCUUCUCCAACGCCAUCGAGGGACUGCUCUUCGCCGGGCUGCUGGUGCUGGUGUCCCCCCGGUUAGCUUGGAGCCCCACACGCAGGAAGCCUGCUCCGGGCCCGUGGGCACACAGCUGGCUUCUUGGGGGCAUCGUGGCUGCUGGCUUCUUCAACCGGCCCACGUUUCUGGCCUUUGCUCUGGUCCCACUCUUCCUCUGGAGCACCUGUGGGGCCGCAGACCCUGGCUUCAGGUCGCUGGCGAAGGAGGCCCUGGCACUGCUCCCCGGGGCGAGCCUCGUGGCGGCGGUGUUUGUGGCUGUGGACAGCUGGUAUUUCUCCAGUCCCUCUAGAUCCAGUACCCUUGUUCUUACACCUGCCAACUUCUUGUACUACAACCUGGAUCCUCAGAACCUGGCGAGGCACGGCACACAUUUGCGGCUCACUCACCUGGCAGUCAAUGGUUUCCUGCUCUUCGGGAUGCUGCAUGCCCGGGCCUUGCGUGCGGCGUGGCAACAGCUGCAAGCCUGCCUCCAGGCCUUUGCACAAAUGCGCUUCCGGAGGGCUCUGGGGGGCCGGAGCCUGCUGUCUGGCCCCGGGUCUCACCUCCUGCUCCUCUACUUCACGCCCCUGGCCCUGCUCUCUGCCUUUAGCCACCAGGAGGCUCGGUUCCUGAUCCCCCUCCUGGUCCCCCUCGUCCUGCUUUGUAGUCCACAGACCCAGCCUGUGCCCUGCAAGGGCUCCCUGGUCCUCUUCAAUGUCCUGGGUGCCCUUUUCUUUGGCUGCCUGCAUCAGGGGGGCCUAGUGCCCAGCCUGGGGCACCUGGAGCAGGUGGUUCAUGCACCUGCGCCCCCCAGCCUACCCACCCACUACACACUCCUCUUCACCCACACCUACAUGCCCCCCCGGCACCUUCUCCACCUCCCGGGCCUGGGCUCACCCGUGGAGGUGGUGGACAUGGGCGGGACCGAGGACUGGGUCCUGUGCCGAGCCCUGAACAACUUCACCAGACAACCAGCCUGCCAGGUAGCUGGUGGGCCGUGGCUCUGCCGCCUUUUUGUGGUGACCCCUGGCACCGCCAGGCCUGCCAUGGAGAAGUGCCACUUCCCUCUCAAGAGUGAGACACUCCUGUUUCCCCACGUGACCCUGGAAGACCCACCAGCCCUGUCCUCACUGCUGAGUGGGGCUUGGAGGGACCAUCUCAGCCUCCACAUCUUGGAACUAGGGGAGAAGCCUGACAAUGUCACCAAAAAGCCGCCGCCCAUGAUUCAGCCAUAG